AUGGUUCCAGUAGCAUAUUCUGUCUGCCAGGGUAUCAUCGGACAAAGCGAUAACCUAGGCUUUGCCGAACAAGCGACACUUGACGUAACAGCACCUUGGGCAGAGGUAGCCGACAACACAACAAGCAGCAAGCUCAGUGUGCACAACAACAUCAAUAUCAUCGAUGGCAACCCGGUCUUGGGCGGGUGGAUUGUACGGGCCUCGGUUUUGACUGUUUUAACCAUCUCGACUAUCUCGGCUAUUCACCUGGCCUAUGGUUGGGUGGAUGGGACGGGCCUGGGAAUCGACUACAUCGACUAA
Molecule: messenger RNA, 300 nt
Organism: Aspergillus pseudonomiae
Lineage: Eukaryota; Fungi; Ascomycota; Eurotiomycetes; Eurotiales; Aspergillaceae
Exons: 2
Coding region: 1-300 (99 amino acids)
Source: RefSeq, a predicted model, not a curated record